This is a messenger RNA of Leguminivora glycinivorella, 808 nucleotides long. Its product is annotated as histone H3. The record is from RefSeq and is a predicted model, not a curated record. Gene Ontology annotation, cellular component: nucleosome. Gene Ontology annotation, molecular function: DNA binding; protein heterodimerization activity; structural constituent of chromatin. Lineage: Eukaryota; Metazoa; Arthropoda; Insecta; Lepidoptera; Tortricidae. The transcript has a single exon. The coding region runs from base 208 to 618 and encodes 136 amino acids.
UAAUAUUAGUACGUUAUCAGUAGUCAAAAACUAACCCGAUUUAGAGAGGGGGAAUUGUAUGUGAAUUUUAUAGCCCUCUCGCUCACACGGACACUAACUCCAUCCCUUUCUAACAGGCACAUAUAAAGCGCCGCGAGAAAAAUUUCGCUUAUUCCCUCUCGUGACUCGUUAUCGUAACGUCCACGCGCGUUGUAAUAAUUUAUCGCAAUGGCUCGUACCAAGCAGACCGCUCGUAAAUCCACCGGUGGUAAAGCACCCCGCAAACAGCUAGCCACCAAGGCGGCCCGCAAGAGCGCGCCCGCCACCGGCGGAGUCAAGAAGCCUCAUCGUUACAGGCCCGGUACCGUCGCCCUCCGUGAGAUCCGUCGCUACCAGAAGAGCACCGAGCUCCUGAUCCGCAAGCUGCCCUUCCAGCGUCUGGUCCGUGAGAUCGCUCAGGACUUCAAGACCGACCUGCGCUUCCAGAGCUCCGCCGUUAUGGCUCUUCAGGAGGCCAGCGAGGCUUACCUGGUCGGUCUCUUCGAAGACACCAACCUGUGCGCCAUCCACGCCAAGCGUGUCACCAUCAUGCCCAAGGACAUCCAGCUGGCCCGCAGGAUCCGCGGCGAACGUGCCUAAGCUGUGUGCCAGUGUUUUAAUCACCACACGCUUAAACUGACACGAUGCGACAUCACCGAUCGCAGUCUACGCGAACGCAUACUGUUACAUUAUAAUUAUGUAUUAUUUUGUACAAAGCGCGUUUUGCGUUACGGACAUGCGAAAGUGAGUGACGCUUCUGUCAAAUCAAAAGGCCCUUUUCAGGGCCACA